CGGGAUAUGACUGUUCAUUUACACACGCAGCAAAGGCUACGCGACAGACAACUGACUGGAGAGUGCCAACAUCAACAAAUCAGGAGUAUCAAGCUUUUGACACCAAAGGAGCAAAUCACCACCUUUAUCUGGAUUCUUCUUUAUUUUCUUGAGGUUGUGUUUAUUUUACUACGGUAGUUUAUCACAUCUUCAGAUCCGAAGAAUGAGAGGGAAUCUUUCCGCGAACGAAGAUAUUUCAGGCUAUUAUUCAAUGAUGCCUGUCUCGGACUUCCAUGCAAAGCCUUCCUGUACGAUGGAGCCCGCGGACAGUAUGUGUGGAGCGGGAGGAGCUGUCACCGCCAGACCGCUGAUGGGGAACAUCUCUUCGUGGCAGCACUCUGGGGAUGGAGGAUGCGCGCAGGACGGAGCUGAGGAGUUAAACGAGAAAACGGUGCUUGCCCCACCGGUGUUCGUAUUUCAGAAGUCUUUCACGCUAUCCAUGAAGAGGAGAGCAGAGAGAUGGGAGGAGGGAUCAGUUGUGGGAAUCAGUCCAAACAAACGAGUCCGAUCCUUCACAUACCCUAAUCCUAACAGCAGAAUGAGGAAAGGCUCCUGUGACGGCAGUAGACGAGUGCGAACAAAUUCCCACUCUUUUCCCCCACCACCUCCAGUCUCAAGAUCAAAUGUCUUCAUGCCUUCAAAUCUAUGCAACCGGGCCAACAUUUCCCCAAACAGAGUGACACCUCUGAACAGGGUCAGAAGGUCAUUACUUCAGCCUGCACGUCUCCUCGCCCCUCAACCCUGGAACAUCUCCUCACAGCCACACCUAUCUGAGGUAUUCUACAACUCUCUUCGCCCCCUCACACAGAGUGAAACGAGAAAACUCUCUCAGGUGAGCCAUGAUCCUUCAAAUGAUGUCUCCAGCAUCUCAACAGACUGCUCCUCCACUGUUGGUCUAUUACAUCAAAAGAAACCCUGUCAAGUUCACAGAUCGAAGCCAGACGGUACCACCUCAGACAGGGUCCAGUUUGUGUUUGGUGAAAACAUGAGUGAAAGAGUCUUGAGACCACAGAAAUCCCCUAGCAGUGAAGAUUCUGAUUGCAGCUCUGAUUCUGAGUCUUCCACCUCUGAGUCAAGUUAUAAAGGUGCUGUGUGGAGCAGUCUGAGGGAGUCUGCUGCAGCUUACACAGCAUCCUGUGGGAGGCAGCAUGUGCUCAGGCUCAGGCAGGUUCAGCUGUUCACUGGGGAGGAGAAGGAAAGCAAUGUGGUCCAGCUGACCUGCAGACUGUUUGUCCUGGAAAAAGGAACUCCGUCAUGGACUGAGCGAGGAAGAGGAGUCCUGCGACUCAAUGAUCUAGCAUCAGGGACCAAAAGAGGGCUUCAGUCCAGGAUAGUGAUGAGGCACCAGGGCAGUCUCAAGGUUAUCCUCAACACCAAGCUCUGGCCACACACACACCUACGUCGUCCUGCCCGCCGGAACCUCCAGGUGACGGCCACUGACGUGGAGACUCAGGCCGUUCGGGUGUUCCUCAUUCAGGCCAGCGCCAGGGACGUGGCUCGCCUCUACGUGGCCAUCCACCAUCGGCUGGUAGGCCUACGGGCCAGUGCUGCUGAGAGGGAGGCAGAGGCUGCAGGGGGCAGGACCAGGGAGGGGCACUGCAACAGUGAGAAUGAAGAGGAGGAGGAAGAGGAGAGACAACAGAAAGAAAGAGAAGAAAGGCUGCUCUUGACACGAUUACAACCUGUGGUUUGUGAUUGGAUACACAGUAAACCUAGUUUGGAUUCUUGGUGACCUGGACCAUCUGAACAGAACUUUGGCUGUAAUGGAACAGCGGGACAAAACAUCAAGAGACAGCUUGCAAGUACUUACUGUCUAUUGAGCUACCAUGACUGCCUUCUUUUAACAACAACAAAAAUAUAUGAUCAUUCUAUUGCCGUACUUACUUUUGUACUUCACGUUAUUGUGGCAGUGUGCAAGGGGAGGGUAAACUGCCAGAUUAUGACAGAGGGAAUCUAGAGGCAAUGACUGAUAAAAAACAAUUGUAUUUAUUUUUGUUAUUUUAUUAUGCAUUUAUAAUGAAUCCAACUGUUCAUGCAAGUGCUAUUUGUGGCUGAAGCACCCACAUUAACCUUAUUUUAAAUAUAUUUAGAAUAUUCCCAAAAGGUUUUGUUCUUCUGUAUUUCUUUUAUAAGCAUUAUGUUUUAUAUGUUGUAAGUGUUUUAAAAACACCUUAUGAUCAACGUAAUGAUUUUGAAACCAUUUUUGUAGGUCUUUCACUACAAACAGAAUAUAAUAGGUAUCUAUCUAUUUCAACUGUGAAACAAACAAAAUAGCUUUAUUGUUAGCUGUUUCAUUUAUACAGUACAUUACUGACAUAAACAACAAUCUCAAGGUUGUGGUACACUCACCUUUUCUACACAGUACUAAAUGCAUGCCUCUGCCUACCUCUGUAAUUGCUACAAAUGUGAGAAAACAAUUAAAUGUUUUUAAUGGAUUUUAAGUUCUAUUACCUAGUGUAUUGUCAAAAGCAAUUAACUUAAAAGGGUAAUCCUGCAUAAAAGCAAACAUGACUAGCAUCUAGUUCAUAUUCUGAUAUGUAUAUAUUAUAUUAAUCUGCUUCUGGUAAUAUCACCAUGUUAUGUGAGCAGUUAUGUCAUCGUGAUUGAUAAAACUGAUUUUCUGAUACAACUUUUGAGUUUAUCAUAAUUUUUCAUGGUUGUUGUUGCUGAGCUGAUGUUAAAGGUAUCUUGUCCUCUAGUCUAGUAGGCCUGCUUUCAUCUAUCCAGUGUUUUCAGAUCAGUGCAGGUGAAGGAGAGAAGACAAAGGUAUCCCACUUUGGACCAUGUUUGCCAAAUGAAUAGCUGCUGAUUUUCCUUCAUGAACACUGAAGGACUGGAAAGAGGGGAUUGAGGUGUGUGUGGAGAAGAGAGGGGAAUAUGAUGAAGAAACAGUGCGAUGAGCAGACGCCAUUAUCUCGGCAGGGGGUGAGGUUUACCGCUUAUCCAAGCCCUACAUACUCCCUGUCAGGACUGAAUGAGAUCUUCAUUGGGGAAUCUCUCUCCUCAAGGGUGAAGUGUAAAUCCUUGAAUCCCCAUCUCACCCUCUUGCUCAAAAGGGCUUCCUACUAUGAGAUCUCUUUGGACGACGGACCGUGGGAGAAGCAAAAGAGCUCUGGCCUCAGCAUCUGCACAGGGACCGGAUCUAAAGCCUGAAUAUUAACAAACUGGUUGAACAGGCUGUGGACGAUGUCCUAAGGAUAGGAAAGGCACAAAUGGGUCUUGAUAUUCAACUGAGAAAGGGACUGAUGAAUACAACGCGUCUCUGGUGUUUGGUCCAGAGGAAGGCUAAAUGUUCUUCAGCAUCAGAGAGCCCAUUGUCAACAGAGUAUUCUCCAGCAGUCGCCAAAGAGGUUUUGCCAACAGGGUGUGUGUACGCUCAAGGUGCUUGGACUCGUGCAUGGUGGUGGAUGGCGGGACUUAUUUUGAGUUCAACGAUGGUGCCAUAGCAACAAUCACCAUUAACGAGGAGGACCAGCUCCUGACUGUGCUCCUUGAAAACGGACUGACCGGCCAACCAUCCUUAGAGUUCACACAAGACCCUCAGCAGCAGUGAUCUAUAAAGGGAGUUGGAACUAGUCUCUUAUUAGGACCUGUGACCUUCAAAAUAAACUUGUCACAUCUGC
Molecule: messenger RNA, 3662 nt
Organism: Oncorhynchus nerka (sockeye salmon)
Lineage: Eukaryota; Metazoa; Chordata; Actinopteri; Salmoniformes; Salmonidae
Product: ran-binding protein 3
Exons: 21
Coding region: 203-1771 (522 amino acids)
Biological process (GO): protein export from nucleus
Cellular component (GO): cytoplasm; nuclear pore
Molecular function (GO): GTPase activator activity
Source: RefSeq, a predicted model, not a curated record